Molecule: messenger RNA, 2405 nt
Organism: Hyaloscypha bicolor E
Lineage: Eukaryota; Fungi; Ascomycota; Leotiomycetes; Helotiales; Hyaloscyphaceae
Exons: 5
Coding region: 226-2250 (674 amino acids)
Biological process (GO): positive regulation of transcription by RNA polymerase II
Cellular component (GO): nucleus
Molecular function (GO): zinc ion binding; transcription cis-regulatory region binding; DNA-binding transcription factor activity, RNA polymerase II-specific
Source: RefSeq, a predicted model, not a curated record
UCCAAAAUCCCCGGAUUGGGAACGCCACAAGGCCAUGCCUGACUUGUGGCCCAAUGAUGUGGGGGUGGGGGAUACAUCAGCCUCCGCCAUUCUGCAGCCACAUGUCUUGAAGUUUGCACCACCGGUCCAAGCAGUCGCGUAUUUGAAUCAAGUAUCGCCCGUCCAUUCUGGAAUGAACACUCAAAGAUAAUUCAGCCUGAUUUCUGACCCAUUCCGGACUUCGUCAUGGAGUCAACAUUCAGACUCCCAGCUCCUACGUCUCAUGGGCCUCGCGAGUAUGCGCCCCGAUACACGUCUGACGAAUGGGAAGACAUGAAGCCGAAAAUUGAACGCCUCUAUGUCCUGGAACAGAAGACUCUUCAAGAGGUCACGCAUGCUUUGGAGCACGAAUAUGGCUUCACUCCUACGGAAAAACAGCUCAAGAGUCGGCUAACGAAAUGGCGAUUCGACAUCAAGAAUGUGAAAGGAGAUGUUAUGGUUCAAAUCGCACGCGUACGAGUAAAGCGGAAGAGAGAGGAUGACAAAGACAGUGGGUUUCGUGUCGACAAGAAACCGGUGGCUGAAAGGAAUAUCAAUCGAUAUCUUAAACGGAACAAUGUCACUGAAGAAGAUCUGCUGUCCAUGCCGAGUCCAAGCGACGCGCCAUCUCCUGCUUUCAGUGUUUUCACACCAGGUCCUGACUCACCAUCCAAUACCUGUCUUCAAACAGUUUCUUCAUCCGUGAAAAUUUUUGCCACAAGGCCCUGUGGAAAUUGCAAGAGCCGCAAGAUGAAAUGUGAUAAAACUCUCCCAAAGUGCUCUCCUUGCACCAGGUUUUUCUGGCAAGAUUUACUCUGCAAUUGCAGCCCUGUACGCAAACUCGCUGUAUUUCAUAACCAACUUAGUCGCUCAAGCCUGGAUGGUACUUCGUACCAAUCAGCUGAGCUCUCCUUGUCUCACCUCCUCAACUCUGCCACAACCACAACGGCUUCCUCGGACUCCUCCACUCCGUUUCAUAUGUUCGGACUCAGACAAGGUGGUCUAAACCACUAUGGCGACGUCUUUCCCGGGGCGCUUCCCGGAACCAUUCAAGACCGACCAGAUAGCCCUGAAGUCCUUUUCUCGCGCUUUCGAGAACAAAUUUGUCCCAUGCUGUCAAUCACGAGUGGCGAAAACAACAUGUGGCAGACUUUGAUACUACCACGUAUGCGGAGCUCAGAAAGCCUACCCCAUGCCAUAUCUGCCAUCACGGCUCUGCAUGUAUCCACACUUAUAGCCGACGUCCAACUUCAUAAUCAUGGAGCGGCCUCAAUAAUUCAUAGCCUUCGCAUAUUGAGUAACGAGCUGAGCCGCCCAGGGUUCGAAAUAUCCGCUCUUGCAACAGUCCUACUCCUGGCAUCCUGGGCAAGGUGGAAUGAUAGUUUUCGCGAGGGGAAAACACAUCUCAAGGGAGCGUUUGCAAUCGUUCUGAAAAUUGUGUCAACUUUGUUUUAUAUGGAUGCACUCUCAGAUCUGGUGCAGUCAACGAUCUCAGAAGAAAAUCCUAGAACCUGCUUAAAAUUUAGGGGAUUUAUGCGACCAUUUCCGCCGAAUUGGGAAACACAUCCAUGCUCUGUCCUUCUGGAUCCUUGGAUCUCCUAUUCUUUGACCUUUGUCGAGUUGAUUUACGCUGCAGCAGACCUUUGCUACGAAGUCAGGAUGGCAACGGUAACAACUUCAGACAUUAUCACAAAAGCCGAAGCCUUGAAACGCAAAGUCGGGCGAUACUCCCACGACACGAGCUAUUUAUCUACGACUACAGUACACCUCUCUGCCUUGGACAAGCAAUAUGUGGUACAUACUGCGGAGGCAUACCGAUACGCUAUUCUUCUAUUCCUUCAUCAAGUUAUGCCAGACAUCUUUGGUAUGGCCAGCAGUCAGUGCCUGGCCCGGACCACAGUUAAGCACCUCUCGCGUUCUCCACCGAGUUGUUCGGUAACCUUCACGCAAAUAUAUCCACUGUUUGUAGCAGGCUGCGAAGCAAACAACAAGGAAGAGAGGGACUGGGCCAAAGAACGAUGGGUUGCCAUGUUAGCACAUAUGAGAGUUACCAAUGUCUCCAAGUGCUGGGAAAUAACCCAAGAGGUGUGGAAGAGACGAGAUGCUUAUCGGCAGCAAAGAAUGCAAGGUGUGGCAGACACUGUUGAUAAUAAGGAUCCAGAGUUCUCGGUCAAGGGCCGAUUGCAUUGGGCGGCGGUUAUGAAGGAUUGGGACUGUGAGGUGUCUUUCUAAAAGAGCCAGGCAAAGAGAGGCUCGUCAGUUCAGUUGCCAUGUGCAGCAUUUCAACUGUCAUGAAUGAAACAGGGGCGCGUUGAAACUUGCGGGCGCUGCAAAUUAUGUAUUUCGUUACACUACUUAUACAAAUUCUAUUCGCCUCUUAAUUGCAC